AUGCCAAGGCAGUUCUUAUUCGUCAAUAAGGAUGCCGACAGUUCAUCUUUGACCCGUAGCACGGCCACUGAGCAGUCCUCCAUCAAUUCCCACGUUCAGCGUGGCCGUCGGCACAGAAGGUCCGGUAACAACACCGGUCGUUCCGGUAAUCGAGCGAGAAAAGCUGUCGGGACAAGCAAGCCGGCUAUUCCUGUGGAAGAGGAAGAGGAGGCUAUCGUUGUUGAUACCCCUAGCACAUCGGCCUCGUUAGAUUCUCCGAUUUUAGACAGACAGGCUACAUCCGAGCCUUCGAGAGGCAAGCAGAUCAAGAUACCUUCGCGACCUCAUUCGAGAGCGCAGACCUCUAGAUCUACAGAAGCAGAAGAGGAGUCUUCCAAUGACCACUCAAGCCAAGGGACAACGUCUAGAGCUAGUUCUGAUCCAUCUCACAACGCCAAGAAGAAGAGGAAGAAAGGGUCGGUUAUGUUGCUAAACUCGAGAGAUAGCUCUCCUCGAGAUAUAACGCAGGUCAUUGGGUCCUCAGUAGACCCCUUCGGACAGUCAGUCGUCAAGCUUGACCCCCAUGUCGCCAGGCUAUGUCGGUAUUUCGCCGAGAGCUAUCAUCCCAGUGUCUGGAAUGCAGAACGUUGGGGUUCAGUCGAUGGAGCCUACACACAUCUGCCAUCUGCGAAACUCAUCAUCCAACGAGCAAUGCAGAAUGAAGUGGAAAUGAAUGCUAUGCUUGCUGCCAUGGCCGCGAGGAUAGAAGCUGUCGAUCGCAUACCCGACCAAGGCACAAACAAAUAUAUGGGCAACGCGUUAGUGGCAGUCAGGCAACGCUUCAGCUCUUCAUCAAAAGACCAGCUCUUGUUUAUCAUAUUCCACCUCUAUGCAGGUGAGGCAUAUAGGCAGAAUUAUCCUGCGGCGAAAAUCCACAUGCGAGCUGCAAAGGCUUUAUUCGCUUCCUGGGGCGGCCUGAAUCACAUCCCCGAUCCUGCGUUGAGGGAGCUCUUCAUCAUAGGAGAUCUUCACGUCUCGGCAGUGCUUUUGGAGCCGACUGAGCUUCCUUGUGACUACGAUCCUGGAUCAUACUGGACCGCUACGCCCUUGGAGUUGCAGCUUGCCCCAGAACAAGACCUCGGCAGUGUAGCUCCUGCUUUCUUAGGACCUGCAACUGAUGGAUACUUACCUGACGAGUUGGGAGAUGUCAUGCAUGAGAUCCGAGAAUGUGCUUGGCUAUUACGAUACGGAACCGUGGAACAUUCAGUUGCCUACAAACACGCUCUCAAAUGGCUGCAAUGGCGAAGCGCAGCAAUAAGAUGCAAGCUUCUAAGUAUGGCCUUUUCAGAUGCUAGCUUUGAAGCUAUUCGAGUGGCUCUACUCCUAUGGGUCCUUAUCACGACUGUCACAUUAGGUCUAAAGCUCUUAGGACACCGUAUGGCACCCAAAUUACAGUCCCUUCUCAGGACAGCAAGGAACCCCUAUCACCAAUGGAAAGGAAGGGUGGACAUCCAAAUAUGGGUCCUAACCAUAGGCGCCAUGUGCGCCGGCACAGACACGGAAGAAGAGAACUGGUUCAUUGAGAGGCUCUUUGAACUCGGCCUGCCCGAAAACAUUCGACUGUUCCGAGAAAUGCAAGGACCAGAGGCUACGACCACAAGCGUACUUCGAAACUUUCAAGAGAAGUUCUUCUACUAUGACAAGAUGCAGAAACCGAGGCUGGAGAGGCUAGCUGCGCUCAUUGAC
Molecule: messenger RNA, 1725 nt
Organism: Exophiala aquamarina CBS 119918
Lineage: Eukaryota; Fungi; Ascomycota; Eurotiomycetes; Chaetothyriales; Herpotrichiellaceae
Exons: 1
Source: RefSeq, a predicted model, not a curated record